AUGCCGGAGUGUAGGAGCGGCCUGCGUGCUACCUGUUGUGUGAUCGCGCCGCGCCGCCGGCCUACCUGUUGUGAGGCUCCUCUGCUGGGUAGAGACCGCCGCCCAGCGUCCACCGAGCUGGCAGCUCCUCCGUGGCCGCGGAACAACUGCGCCCCGACAAGGCCGUUCCGCUGCGAGCGCGCCGCUGUGCGCAUGCGGGGGACGCCCCACGUGGCGGCGGCGCCGGCGGCGUCAGGCCAGGGUCCUCCCCCGUCGCCCACACCGCAGCGCGCUGCGUGGGCGGCGACGCUCCAUUCAGCGCGGAUGCCGCGUGGGCGGCGCCGGGCCCCGCCACAGAAAAGGCCCCCGCGACGCCUGCUGACGUCGCCGGCGCCGCGGGGAGCCGCCAGUGCACUACCACCACUAACAGGAGCAGCACUGCCGCUGGCGGGUCGAGACGCACGCCCUGCCAGUGUAACGGCUUUCUGA
Molecule: messenger RNA, 468 nt
Organism: Schistocerca gregaria
Lineage: Eukaryota; Metazoa; Arthropoda; Insecta; Orthoptera; Acrididae
Product: translation initiation factor IF-2-like
Exons: 1
Coding region: 1-468 (155 amino acids)
Source: RefSeq, a predicted model, not a curated record